AUGGAGAAACUUCUCAGUGUGUGGAUGCAGGAUCAGCAUCAGUGUCGAGUCCUGCUUAGCUUAAUGCUGUUUCAAGAGAAAGUUAAAAGCCUUUAUGAAGACUUGAAGAAGAAACAUGAAGAAGAAUCAGAGGGAACAUCUUUUAAUUCUAUUAGGGGCCAAGUGAGCCAUGGCCACAGCCACGGCCACAUCGGCAAACACUGGAAGCACCCAGAAGUCCAGGGUAAUGCUGGUGGCAUACAUCGCCACAGGAUCAACUUCAACAAAUACCACCCAGGCUACGUUGGGAAAGUUGGUAUGAGGCAUUACCACUUAAAGAAGAACCAGAACUUCUGCCCAUCUGUCAACCUUGAUAAAUUAUGGACCUUCGUCAGUGAGGAGACUUGGGUAAAUGCUGCAAAGAACAAGACUGGAGCUGCUCCUAUCAUUUAUAUGGUGCUAUCGGGCUACUACAAAGUUCUGGGGAAGGGGAAGUUCCCAAAGCAGCCUGUCAUUGUGAAGCCCAAAUUCUUCAGCAGAAGAGCUGAGGAGAAGAUUAAGGAUGUAGGUGGGGCUUGUGUCCUGGUAGCUUGAAGCCA
This is a messenger RNA of Mesoplodon densirostris (Blainville's beaked whale), 578 nucleotides long. RefSeq names its product large ribosomal subunit protein uL15-like. Lineage: Eukaryota; Metazoa; Chordata; Mammalia; Artiodactyla; Ziphiidae. Gene Ontology annotation, molecular function: structural constituent of ribosome. Bases 1 to 573 code for a protein of 190 amino acids. Gene Ontology annotation, cellular component: cytosolic large ribosomal subunit. The record is from RefSeq and is a predicted model, not a curated record. The transcript is spliced from 2 exons.